This is a messenger RNA of Cynocephalus volans (Philippine flying lemur), 2346 nucleotides long. It is a transcript of the gene SELENOO, whose product is annotated as selenoprotein O. The record is from RefSeq and is a predicted model, not a curated record. NCBI's taxonomy places the organism in Eukaryota, Metazoa, Chordata, Mammalia, Dermoptera, Cynocephalidae. The transcript has 9 exons.
UUCCGGCCGCCGCGGUGCCGUGCAUGGCUGCGCUCAGGGUGGCGCUCGGGGCCUCGCUCGCGGCCGCCCGUGUCGGGUCGCUGCCCGUCUGCCGCCGCCGCCCGCCGCCCGCGCCCCGCUCCGCCUCGGCCGCCGCCAUGGAGCCCGCGCCGCGCUGGCUGGCGGGGCUGCGCUUCGACAACCGCACCCUGCGCGCGCUGCCCGUGGAGGCGCCGGGCCCCGAGGGCGCCUCGCGUACGCCGCGGCCCGUGCCCGGGGCCUGCUUCAGUCGCGCGCGCCCGGCCCCGCUGCGGAGGCCGCGCGUCGUGGCGCUGUCAGAGCCCGCGCUGGCGCUGCUGGGCCUGGGCCCGCCGCCCGCCGAGGCCGAGGCCGAGGCCGCGCUCUUCUUGAGCGGCAACGCGCUGCUGCCGGGCGCCGAGCCGGCCGCGCACUGCUACUGCGGCCACCAGUUCGGCCAGUUCGCCGGGCAGCUGGGCGACGGCGCCGCCAUGUACCUGGGCGAGGUGUGCACGGCGGCCGGCGAGCGCUGGGAGCUGCAGCUCAAGGGCGCUGGCCCCACGCCCUUCUCCAGACAGGCUGACGGUCGCAAAGUCCUGCGGUCGAGCAUCCGUGAGUUCCUGUGCAGCGAAGCCAUGUUCCACCUGGGGAUCCCCACCACACGGGCCGGGGCCUGCGUCACGUCCGAGUCCACAGUGGUGCGCGAUGUGUUCUAUGAUGGUAAUCCAAAAUAUGAAAAAUGCACGGUUGUGUUGCGUAUAGCUUCCACUUUUCUAAGGUUCGGAUCCUUUGAAAUUUUCAAGUCUGCCGACGAGCACACAGGGCGGGCAGGCCCCAGCGUGGGAAGGAAUGACAUUCGUGUGCAGAUGCUUGACUAUGUGGUUGGCUCUUUCUACCCCGAAGUCCAGGCCGCCCACAGCAGCGACCGCGUGCAGAGGAACGCUGCCUUCUUCCGGGAGGUGACCCGCCGCACAGCCCGGAUGGUGGCAGAGUGGCAGUGUGUGGGCUUCUGCCACGGCGUGCUCAACACCGACAACAUGAGCAUCGUGGGGCUCACCAUCGACUAUGGGCCCUUCGGCUUCCUGGACAGAUACGACCCCGACCAUGUGUGUAAUGCCUCCGACAACACUGGGCGCUAUGCAUACAGCAGGCAGCCCGAGGUGUGCAAGUGGAACCUGCAGAAGCUGGCCGAGGCUCUGGAGCCCGAGCUGCCCCGCGAGCUGGGCGAGGCCAUCCUGGCCGAGGAGUUUGAUACCGAGUUCCAAAGGCACUACCUGCAGAAGAUGCGCAAGAAGCUGGGCCUUGUGCGAGUGGAGCAGGAGGAGGACACGGCGCUGGUGGUCAAGCUCCUGCAGACCAUGCACCUGACUGGUGCUGACUUUACCAACACCUUCUACCUGCUGAGCUCCUGCCCAGUUGAGCCAGACUCACCAGGCCUGUCUGAGUUCCUGGCCACACUGACCUCACAGUGCGCCUCCUUGGAGGAGCUAAAACUUGCCUUCCGACCCCAGAUGGAUCCCCGGCAGCUCUCGAUGAUGCUGAUGCUGGCACAGUCAAACCCACAGCUCUUUGCACUCUUGGGCACCCAUGCAAACCUCACAAGGGAGCUGGAGCGUGUGGAGCAGCAGUCAAGGCUGGAGCAGCUGAGCCCAGCUGAGCUGCAGAGCAGGAACCAGGGCCACUGGACCACCUGGCUCCAGGAGUACAGAGCCCGCCUGGACAAGGACAGGGAGGAUGUCAGCGACACAGCGGCCUGGCAGGCAGAGCGUAUGCGCGUGAUGCAUGGCAACAACCCCAGGUACAUCCUGCGGAACUACAUUGCACAGAACGCCAUCGCAGCCGCCGAGGACGGAGACUUCUCGGAGGUGCGACGGGUGCUGAAGCUGCUGGAGGCCCCUUAUCACAACCCUGGGGAAGCUGCCGAGGUCCCUGAGGCCACGGAGCCUGAGGGGGCCAGAGGGGCAGCUGGGGGGCAGCACUCCUACAGUAGCAAGCCCCCACUCUGGGCAGCGGAACUGUGUGUGACGUGAUCCUCGUAACAGCCUCGGUGUCCUCCACACACCUGGAGUCUCCCGAGGCCCCUGAGUGCUGCUGAAUGGUUGAGACAGUGCUGGGCCACCUUCCACGCCCAGGCAGCAAAGGCUCUGCCCUGCCACAUGUCUCUCCAUGACGGCAGAGACGUCCAGUCAGGACCUGACCCGUCUCUGUCUGAUACUUGACUUCAGCAGCCAGGCCCAGUGCACUACCCACCUGUGAUAAGCUGCCCCUCAUGGGGACAGGAACUCAGCCUCAGGCAUGUGGGUGAUGCAGAGGGAGCCAGGCCCCUAAAUAAAGCAGCUUCCUCAGGCC